Messenger RNA from Raphanus sativus (radish), 1147 nucleotides. RefSeq names its product 50S ribosomal protein L21, mitochondrial. The transcript has 5 exons. NCBI's taxonomy places the organism in Eukaryota, Viridiplantae, Streptophyta, Magnoliopsida, Brassicales, Brassicaceae. The record is from RefSeq and is a predicted model, not a curated record. The coding region runs from base 83 to 862 and encodes 259 amino acids. Gene Ontology annotation, biological process: translation. Gene Ontology annotation, molecular function: RNA binding; structural constituent of ribosome. Gene Ontology annotation, cellular component: ribosome.
AGAGUUACUUCAAGUUGACAAAACAAGGACAACAAAAACCCUUUCUAGUCUCCGUAAAAACCCUAAGCCUGGUGGGUCUCCGAUGGCGAGCCUUCGAUGCAUUCGCGAGUUGAGCCGCCGCGCCACGACGGUUUUCUCGAUCAACCAGACGCGCUCGAUCUCUUCACUUCGGGGAUUAGAGCUUUCCGGUACCAGCAUUACUCACGAGGCCCCAGUACAGAAUCGAUCUCUCGCUAGGGACUUCCCUUGGUACAGUCGUUCCCAAGGUCGCCAUUUCGCUUCGAAAACAAACGAUACUGAUGAAAGCAGCGAUGGAGAAGAUGAGGAGGAGUACGAGGAUUCGGCGGAGAUGGAAGUAGAAAGGGAAUAUUCACCGGCGGAGAAAGUGGAGGCGGCGGCGGAGAUAGGGUACAAGGUGAUGGGUCCUCUCAAACCUUCGGAGCGACUCUUCAAACCCUACGAGCCUGUCUUUGCCGUUGUUCAGAUUGGUUCGCAUCAGUUCAAAGUAAGCAACGGAGACUCUAUUUUCACUGAGAAGUUGAAAUUCUGUGACAUCAAUGAUAAGCUGACACUGACGAAGGUUCUUCUAUUGGGAUCGGCAAGCCAGACGAUUAUUGGUAGGCCUGUCUUGCCUGAUGCCACUGUUCAUGCUGUUGUGGAAGAGCAUGCAUUGGAUGAAAAAGUGCUCAUUUUCAAAAAGAAACGAAGGAAGAAUUAUAGGAGAACCACAGGACAUCGACAGGAAUUAACAAAGUUGAGAAUAACGGAUAUCCAAGGAAUUGAGAAACCAGAACCAGAGAUUGUCCGUAAGCCUUCCAAGUCGGCUGAUACAGAGCAACCAGAGGCUGAGCUAGUUGGUUGAAGAGAAGAACUGCUUUUUUCUCUUUCUUGCUGAUGCCACGACUACUAGUGGCUUAAAGGACGAAAAGGCCUUGGUAAUUACUAAUUACUAGGCUCCUAAGAUAUGAACGUGAUUGCCUUAGUUAUCUCGUUCAACUCCACUGUUUGAUUAUGCUCUUAUUUGUAUUGGAACUCGCUCAAGCUUCUUGAUUUUGUUUGUUUUUUGUUUCAAAAUUCAUGAAUAAAGAUAUGCCGGAACAGUGGUCUUACUCGGCUUUUGUGCUGUUAAAUGUAUACAUGUUGAAUU